Molecule: messenger RNA, 801 nt
Organism: Candidozyma haemuli
Lineage: Eukaryota; Fungi; Ascomycota; Pichiomycetes; Serinales; Metschnikowiaceae
Gene: SEC65
Product: RNA-binding signal recognition particle subunit
Exons: 1
Coding region: 1-801 (266 amino acids)
Biological process (GO): SRP-dependent cotranslational protein targeting to membrane; SRP-dependent cotranslational protein targeting to membrane, signal sequence recognition
Cellular component (GO): signal recognition particle, endoplasmic reticulum targeting
Molecular function (GO): 7S RNA binding
Source: RefSeq, a predicted model, not a curated record
AUGCCGCCAAAACCUACCAUCGAAGAAGUCGAUGAUGACGAAAUCGACAACAUGGACAUGGACAUUGCCCAGUUUGAUCCAAGUCUCAGGACACCGAUCGCACCUAUGAAUAAACCAACAGUCACUAGGUCUCAGGACUCUGAACCUCCACUUUUCCCACAACAGCCAUUCCAGCCUCCUCCUAGCCAGAGGGGUGUGCAAUCAGACGAUAUAUUAGAUCCUUCUAAGAUCUCUAGCAAAGACAAGGAGGAGCUUAGCAAAUUUCAGACGAUAUACCCAUGCUACUUCGACAAGACCAGAUCACACAAAGAAGGAAGAAGAGUUAGCUCAGAGUUGGCCGUUGCCAAUCCUUUGGCCAUUACUGUUUCUGAUGCUUGCCGUCAGCUCAAUCUUCCUGUUCUUCUUGAGUUGGACAAAUCCCAUCCACAGGACUUUGGUAACCCAGGUAGAGUGAGAGUUUUCAUUAAAGACGCUGGUAUCGUUAAGGAUCCCCGUUUCAAGACCAAGAGAGGCCUCUUGAACAAAAUUGCAGUGUUCCUUCAGGAGCACCCAACUACUUUGAAGAGUAUAAGUAAAGGCAGUGGCAUCCCCUUCCCCAAGGAAUACGAGCAAGGCUUUGAUCCUGAGGAGAUUCCUAAAGUUAAGGGUUUCAAAAUGAACUCUAUCGUGCCAGUUCACUCGAACUACACAUUGAAGCAUCCAAUGACUAAGACUAUCUAUGAUCCUGAGCCAGAGACCACCAGCGAGGCACCUAAGCUACCCAAACAACCUAAAAAGAAGAUCAUGAGAGUGAGAGGUUAA